Python bivittatus (Burmese python) is the source of this 1092-nucleotide messenger RNA. Lineage: Eukaryota; Metazoa; Chordata; Lepidosauria; Squamata; Pythonidae. The record is from RefSeq and is a predicted model, not a curated record.
UUCCGGCAAAUAAGCAGAGGAUUUUUCUUGGAAAUGGUAACAGCCAUAUCCAUUCCAAUCUGCUUCUGGGGAUUAGUUGGGAAUGCAACUGUCCUUUGGCUUCUCUGCAGCAAGGUGAAGAAGACAACAUUCAUAGUUUAUGCUCGCAAUUUGGUAAUGGCUGAGCUUAUUGUGGCUGCUUACUUCUUUAUAGUGUUUAGUUUAUUUCUGUCAACAUUUCAUGUCAAUUUGUAUUUUUCACGAGCAAUGGAGAAUAUUUAUUCAUUUGCAUACAAUGCCAACAUUCAUUUAUUAACUGUUAUGUGUGUUGAAAGGUAUUUCAUGGUCUUUUUCCCAGACUACUAUCAACAUCACCGUCCAAAGGAUCUCACAAAAAAUAUGUGCUUUGUUAUAUGGUUCUGGGCUUGCCUAAUGGCACUGGUGAUGUAUGUUGCCUGCUACCCAAGAUUUCUUUCAUCUCUCUAUCCGAGCAACCCCUACUGUGAAGCUACAAUAUUAUUUGAAACCAUUGUCUACCUGAUGUUUUUGUUUCCCAUCAUGUCCUUUUCUGCUUUGUCCCUUUUUAUCAGAAUGCGGAGAAGAGCAAAGCAAAGCCCCCAAUUAAGAAUUGAUCUCACCAUCAUUAUCCUGGUUGCCAUUUCUCUUAUUUUUGUUUUUACACUUCGCGUUGUUGAUUUCCUAUCCCACUGGGACAAAACACUAAGUGGACCAAUCACAUAUCAACUCUCUCUGUUGUUUGAUUCCAUCAAGAGCAGCAUCACUCCUUUGGUCUAUUUCUUUGUUGGAAAUCGGCAAAGGCAGAGGACCACAGAACCUAUGUAUGUGUUGCUUGAGAGAGCUUUGCAACAUAAAGAGAGCCCAGAUGCUGCACGCACCAGUAAGCUGAACCUGGACACAGAUGAACUCGGACCUCAGAAAUGAAAAAAGAUAGACAUGCCUGAUGUUGGGUAACUUUUUCUUUCCCGAACAGGCACAUUGCAGAUAUAUUUACUGUUUGUUCCUUCUUAGUUCACUACCUGGUGCUUUUAGAGGAAUCAAGCUCAUGUUUUAAAAAAUGGGAUUGUAGGACUUUAAAAUAUAAUAGGGCAAAAA